Molecule: messenger RNA, 1288 nt
Organism: Numida meleagris (helmeted guineafowl)
Lineage: Eukaryota; Metazoa; Chordata; Aves; Galliformes; Numididae
Gene: VPS72
Product: vacuolar protein sorting 72 homolog
Exons: 6
Coding region: 76-1173 (365 amino acids)
Biological process (GO): chromatin remodeling; regulation of DNA-templated transcription
Cellular component (GO): nucleus
Molecular function (GO): ATP-dependent H2AZ histone chaperone activity
Source: RefSeq, a predicted model, not a curated record
AAGGGGGCGCCGUCUCGCUCGCUGCGCCCGGGGCAGGACGACGAGUUGAGCGCCGAUGGCGGCGGCGGCGCCGCGAUGAGUUUGGCGGAGGGCCGCGCUCCGCGGCGUACGGCCGGGAACCGUCUGUCGGGGCUGCUCGAGGCCGAGGAGGAGGAUGAGUUCUACCAGACCACGUAUGGCGGCUUCACUGAGGAGUCGGGCGAUGACGAGUACCGGGGCGACCAGUCGGACAGCGACGAUGAGGUGGACUCGGACUUCGACAUCGACGAGGGCGAGGAGCCGACCAGCGACCAGGACGAGAGCGAGCCCAAGCGGCGCCGCCGCGUCGUCACCAAGGCCUACAGAGAGCCCAUCAAGAGCCUUCGACCCAAGAAGGCCGACACCCCCAGCAGCAGCUCCCAGAAGACCCGAGAGGUGAAAUCAGUCCCCCUGGAGCUCCAGGAUGAAGUGGGAGACAGCCGGAAGCACAUGCGGCAGUCGACGACGGAGCACACGCGCCAGACCUUCCUGCGCAUCCAGGAGCGUCAGGUGCAGUCCAAGCGCAAGAAGGGCGGCCCCAACUACGACCGCCCGCUGACGCAGGAGGAGCUGCUGGAGGAGGCCAAGAUCACAGAGGAGAUCAACCUCCGCUCGCUGGAGAACUAUGAGCGCCUGGAGGCCGACAAGAAGAAGCAGGUGCAGAAGAAGCGGAAGUGCGUGGGGCCCGUCAUCCGGUACUGGUCCGUCACCAUGCCCCUCAUCACAGAGCUGGGCAAGGAGGAGAACGUGGAUGUGGAGGGGUUGGACCAAGACCCGCAGCAGGCAGACGCUGCCCCGGCCGUGGCUCCGGCCUCCAGCGGGAAGUGCUCCCGCACCUUCAUCUCCUUCACCGACGAUGAAACCUUCGAACGCUUCUUCCCCAAAGCGAAGGCGCCGCGGCUGCCGGUGCGGGAGAUCUGCCCCGUCACCCACAAACCGGCCGUGUACCGCGACCCCAUCACCGACAUCCCCUACUCCAACAUCCGCGCCUUCAAAAUCAUCCGCGAGGCCUACAAGAAAUACAUCACGGCCCACGGGCUGCCCAGCGCCGCCGCCGCCUCCGCCGCUCUGGGGGCCGCUCCCCCUGGCCCCGACCCCGGCCUCCGCGCCACGCGCCAGAAAAUCAUCAUCAAGCAGAGCGUGCCCACUGCCUGAGCAGCGCCCGGUCACGGCCCUCCCCGCGGGGUGACGGUUCCUCGUUCUAUUUAUCUGCUUUAUACUGCCGGUGUUCUGUUGUUUGUUUUUUUUUUUUAAUAAAAAAAGGAAAGAA